Messenger RNA from Aedes albopictus (Asian tiger mosquito), 1905 nucleotides. RefSeq lists its product as uncharacterized. The record is from RefSeq and is a predicted model, not a curated record. The transcript has a single exon. Lineage: Eukaryota; Metazoa; Arthropoda; Insecta; Diptera; Culicidae. Bases 1 to 1905 code for a protein of 634 amino acids.
AUGCCAUCGUACGUCCAGAUGGUGAAUUUCCUCCAGAACUAUGCUCGAGUCCUGCACGCAGUUUCCCCGGCCACAUUCGCUCUCUCUCCUCGCAACAAGCCCAAGCUUCCGCCUAAAUCAGCCGCAUUCCCAGUCGCAGCGCCGCCGAAGAUCGCAUCCAGUUCGACAUCUUCGAGUUCCAGUGCCAGCAAGUCGGAGAACCCCUGCGAGAAGUGUGGACAGGGGCACUACCUGUACCACUGUCCGGAAUUCCAGAAGUUGGACAUCGCGCAACGGACCGACCUGGUGAAACAAGAAAACAUCUGCCUAAAUUGCUUGCGCUCCUCCUCCCAUUUCGCCCGAACCUGUUCGGGCUCCCGCUGCCGCGUCUGCUCCCGAAAACAUCACACGCUGUUUCAAACGGACAGCAGCGAUACGAAGUCCACGUCCAGCACCCAGUCUGAAGAAUCUACCUGCUGCGUCGCUGUCGAAGAAAUGUGUCCAGUUCCGUCGAAUCAAGCGCAUUUGAAGUCCGUUGCACAAGUUCAAGCCCAGCAAUCGUGUACUCCUAGUACGUCAAUCGUUCCCUCUCUCCGUGUUCACGACAUUUCCGGGAAUCCCCAGUGCGCUUUGGUCUCGCAAUCCCAAGCCGUGAUCCCUGGAACCGUUUUUCUUCCAACUGCGCUCGUGAACAUCCGUAGCAGUAGAGGUCGCAUCUUUUCCGCACGAUGCUUGCUGGACUGUGCAUCCCAACGAAACUUCGUGUCUGCCGGACUCUGUGAGAAGCUCCAACUACCACGGACUCGUCUGCCACAGCCGAUGACAAUCAGCGGAAUUGGUAACACCACCACGCGCGUAGAGUACGAAGUAUGCGUGAGCGUUUCUCCCCGGAUUUCAUCUUUCUCCGUGAAAUGUUCGAUGCUGAUUCUUCCGUUGAUCACCGUGAAGCUUCCACAGUUCUCCGUUGACACCCGUCAAGUACCGGAGCACGUCAACCUCGCCGAUCCAACUUUCGCGGUCACCAGUAACAUCGACAUGAUUCUGGGAGCCGCCCACUUCUUCCGUGUCCUCCGCUAUGGCCGAAUCUCUCUCGGCAACGAUCUUCCGCUGCUCCAGAACACCGAAUUUGGAUGGGUCGUCUCCGGAGAGGGCAUGCUGGAAAAUCACGACCAUGAAGAUCCUCGUAACUGCCAGUUCAGCAAUCCCUGUACAAUCGACGAGCUAGUCAACCGCUUUUGGCAGCUUGAAGAGGUGCAGCAGUCAAAAGGCUGGUCUCCGUCCGAGCGAUACUGCGAGGAACACUUCGUCGAACACAUCGUCCGAAAUGCAGAUGGUCGCUACGUCGUCAAGCUCCCAAAGAGAGAAGAGUUGCUUCCCCGGUUAGACGAUAAUUGGUACAACGCUACGCGGCGGUUCUACUCCUUGGAACAAUCGCUGGCCAAAGAUCCAGAGAAGCAUGCCAUGUACCAAAAAUUCGUCCAUGAAUACCAAGCUCUCGGACACAUGAGGGAAAUUGAUCCCAACGAGCGAGACUGUAAAUCUCGCUACUAUGUUCCCCAUCACGCAGUCAUUAAGAUGGACAGCACCACUACCAAGCUCCGAACCGUCUUCGAUGCGUCUUGCCGGUCGAAAUCCGGUCUGUCUCUCAACGAUGUUCUCCUCGUUAGCCCCACCGUCCAAGACACCUUAGUCACGAUCGUCAUUCGCUUCCGAAUCACCGAAUUCGUCGUGUCGGCGUACAUUGAAAAAAUGUAUCGUCAGGUGCUAGUAUCGGAACAGGAUCAACCGCUGACUCGAAUAGUGUGGCGCGAUCAUCCGGAUCUUCCGCUGAAGAUUUACCAGCUACUCACCGUCACCUACGGCACCAGUUGUGCCCCGUUCCUGGCCGUCAGGACGUUGCAGAAGCUUGCCGACGACGAAGGAUAG